AUGAAGAAAUUGAUGGUUGAUCAGCAAGCCCAAGACACAACAAUGAGAAAUUUGGAGCGCCAAGUGGGACAACUUGCCAGUGCCCAAAAUGCUAGACCAGUUGGAGCUCUUCCAAGUGACACUGAAGCUGAUCCUAAGGCAUCCAUUAAUGCCGUGUCAUUAAGGAAUGGGAGACAAUUAGAAGAAGUCCAGUCGAAAAAGAAAAAACAUGUGACUUUUAAUGAGAGGCCAGCCACUAUAGAGUCAGAAUCAGAAAAAUCAAAGGAAUCUGAGAAGCCAACUGAAGAAGCGGUGGCUAAGCAACCUCCAUCAUUUGUUGUGAGGCCACCACCUCCGUUCCCUCAAAGAUUGCAGAAGGUGAAGGAUAAUGUCGCGUAUAAGAAGGUUCUUGAUAUUUUGAAGCAAGCGAAAAUUAAUAUUCCUUUGGUAGACAUCUUGCAAGAAGUGCCCAAAUAUGCAAAAUACAUCAAGGACAUAUUGCCAAAUAAAAGGAGGUUGACCGAGUUCAAGACUGUGGCACUCACUGAGAAAUGUAGCUCAAGAAUUCAAAGCAAGCUACCUCAGAAAUUGAAGGAUCCGGGUAGUUUCACUAUCCAAAUCUCGAUUGUGGUAAUCUUGCAGUUGGUUGAUCGCUCCCUUGCUCAUCCUGAAGGAGUAAUUGAAGAUGUGUUAGUUCAAGUGGGUUCUUUCAUAUUCCCUACUAAUUUUAUUAUCUUGGACUACGAGCCUGAUCAGGAAGUCCCAUUUAUUUUGGGGUGUCCAUUUUUAGCCACGGGUCGAGCUAUUAUUGAUGUUUGCGAAGGAAAGAUGACGAUAAGAGUAGGCGAUCAAGUGGAGGUAUUCAAUGUAUAUAAAGCACUCAGAUUUCCAGCCCACUAUGAAGAGUUAUCCAUGAUUUCUGUGGUGGAAAGUGAUGCUACAUCAUUAGUGCCUAUAUGA
Nicotiana tabacum (common tobacco) is the source of this 939-nucleotide messenger RNA. RefSeq lists its product as uncharacterized. Gene Ontology annotation, molecular function: nucleic acid binding. The record is from RefSeq and is a predicted model, not a curated record. Lineage: Eukaryota; Viridiplantae; Streptophyta; Magnoliopsida; Solanales; Solanaceae.